Vitis riparia (riverbank grape) is the source of this 755-nucleotide messenger RNA. RefSeq lists its product as uncharacterized. The record is from RefSeq and is a predicted model, not a curated record. The transcript is spliced from 2 exons. Bases 208 to 561 code for a protein of 117 amino acids. Lineage: Eukaryota; Viridiplantae; Streptophyta; Magnoliopsida; Vitales; Vitaceae.
CACAAGACCAUACCGCUAAUACGGUGUGGAACUGGUCCUGGUAAGGGAAAAUUUUGAGAGAAUUCAAAGACGCAGCUGGAUAGGGGUGUGGAGCAAGACUCGUGGAGUUGACUGGGAGUUUGAUAUCUAAUUCUCAGGACCUACAAAUAGGAGUGUGUAGGGGCUUUUCAUCAUACCUGUUUGGAAAGCCAGAGAGAGAAGGAAAAGAUGGAACAAAAAGAGUGCCAGAAGCCAUUCAGGAUGGAGCUCAAGGCAAUGUGCUUCUAUGCUUUUCUAGUGCUGUUUGUGGGUGUGAUUGUAGGCUUAUGCUUGUGUGGGUUUUCAGGAGCUUUGGAGGGAGAAAUGAGAGACACAUUCAUACAACUACAUGGGAACAUGGCAAGAAACAUCCGCAAUGGCUUCAUCACCUUCACGACUAAAUCUCUCCAUUUCUUAAUUUCCAAGUUUCUGCAGUUCAGAUUCUCGGCGCCACUGCAUUCUGCGCCAUGUACCACCUCUAGGCUGCUAUUUUGGGUGGGAUUUACUCGAUCAAUCGGUUCUAUGGACUCCCCAAUUUCCUAGUCCAUACAAUGCAAGAAAAUCUUCAUAGCCCCAGGCCUCUCACCAUGUCUUAACCUAUUCUGGGUAGCAUUUACCCAAUCACCAUGUCUUAUGCUGCAGCAAUUUUUAGCAACAGAAGAGUCAAUUCCCAGUAUUCAUAUUCAGUCACUGUAGACAAAAUAAAUAAAUAAAUAAAUAAAUUUUACUUGGGCAUU